AACUUUAUUGGAGAAUUCUAAGACAAAUCUGAUGAGAUUGUUUAAAAAAAAUGUAAAAUGGUCACUUCAUUUGUACAAUUCCAGAGUGAAAGAACAGGCUCACAUAUUUGCGGUGGGCGGAUAGAAAGUGACCAAAUAUACUAACUUUAUGCCAACCAACUUCAAGAGCUGUAGGUAGGCUACUACAGGCCACAGCCCCCACUUUGGGGGGGAACAUUAGACCAGCAUCACAGAGACAUUCUGGGACGGAUCGAGCUCCACAGUAGAUAGUCUGCAUGGACUAGAGAGGGUAUGGCUGCGCGAGCGAGACUAUUUCAUCUAGCCACAAUUGUAUUCCUGUUUUCGAACUACUACUCCGCCUCCCAGGCACCAGGCACCGAUAAAGGAAACUCGGACAAAUGCAACAAUAAGGUGCAGCAGAGCCUGCACACUGAAGAUGAAGUUGCAGGAGAUGUCUUGACCACACCCUGGCUGCUGUCCAGACAGCGGAAGUGCUGGAAGGGGCUCCAGGUCCAGUCAAGUUCUGACGGGAAUGGUCGGAAGCGAGGGGUCACAUUCCGAACAGACAACUGCUCUGUGAACUGGAGUCCAUUGGGGAAGCAUGCCAUCCAUGGGGUGAACAAUAUGACAUUCAGCCACCUCUCCUGUGACAGCCAGGCUGCUGUGGUGGUCCACUGGAUGACCAGCCCUCUAGGUAUUGAGCAUGUGAAGGGCUUCAGAGUAUACCUAGAGGAUAAGAACCCAGAGGGCAAACGGUGUCAACACAUGAUCCUCAAAGACCCACGACCGCUCAACUUCUCCUACAAGACUGUGAAGAUGAGCUCACAGCCCUUCCCUGGCCUGGCCUAUGAGACCGAUUACAUGGUCCGUGUUGUUCCCUUCCCCACCGUCAUGAACGACAGCUUCUUCCCCCCAUCCUUCCUGCGCACAAACUCCUGUGAUGUUCUACUGGGUCCAGACAACCUGGUCUGCAAACCAUUCUGGAAGCCCAAGACUCUCAACAUCUCCCAGCUGGGCUCCAACCUCCAUGUUGUCUUCGACCACGCCCCCUCCACCUUCGGCUUCACCAUCUACUACCUGUACUACAAACUACGACAGGAGGGACCAUUCAGGCUUAAACGCUGCAAACCGGAGUUUAAUCUGCCCAUAACGACAUGCGUUCUUCAAGAUGUGAUACCAGGAACCUAUGCGAUUGAGCUGAGAGAUGACACCAACACUACCAGAAGACAGGCCCAGUACCACGUAAGCCAAGUCCACUCCCCGUGGGCAGGGCCUAUCAGAGCCAUGGCCAUCACUGUCCCUCUAGUCAUCAUGUCUGCCUUCGCUACACUCUUCACUGUAAUGUGCCGGAAGAAACAACAAGAGAAUAUCUACUCCCAUCUGGAUGAGGAGAGUGCUGAGUCAUCGUCUCACACCACAGCUCUGAAUGCAGACAGACCCUGGCCCCGGACUAAGGUGUUUGUCUGCUACUCCACUAAGGACUGCCCCAAACACCUCACAGUCGUACAGAGCUUCGCCUUCUUCCUCCAGGACUUCUGUGGCUGUGAGGUGACUCUGGACCUGUGGGAGCACCUGCAGAUCUGUAAGGAGGGCCAGAUGUCCUGGCUGAGUCGGCAGAUAGAUGAGGCUCACUACAUCAUCACUGUCUGCUCCAAAGGCCUCAAGCACUAUAUAGAGAAGAGCCGCAGGGGGAAAUCACCAGCCAGAGGUGGAGCAGCUGCAGCAAACGGAGCAGAGCUCUUCAUUGUCGCAGUGGCCAUGAUUGCAGAAAAGCUCUGUGAGGCGCGCCAGAAAGACCAGGACCUGUCUCGCUUCAUGGCCGUCUACUUCGACUACUCCCACGAGGGCGACGUCCCGACCAUGCUGAGCCUGGCUCCCAAGUUCAAGCUCAUGGAUCAGCUCCCUCAGAUGUUCGGCCGCCUCCACUCCCGCCAGCUCAGUUUACCGGAACGCGAGCCGCAGCCGCUCAACAUCAGCAAGAGGAACUACUUCCGGAGCAAGUCAGGGCGGUCUCUGUACGUGGCCAUCUGCAACAUGCACCAGCACAUCUCAUUGGAGCCUGAUUGGUUCGAGAGGCAGGUGAAACCCGCUCCUCUGGCACCGCGUGACGGAGUGUCAUUGUCAUCAUCGUCGCCUCGCAUGGAGAAGUUUGACUCUGGGUUGGUGCUCAACGAGGUUUUAUUUAAGUUGCCAUCAGAAAGCGAAGGUACUCUGAAGAGCAAUGUGCUGCUCACGUCUCUCCCUCCCAGCCUCAGCCUGGCCCACUGUUCCUUGGACCGACCCGGGGGGCCUGGGAACAGCCUCUCCAGCUCUAUCUUUUCUCAGGGGGAAUCUGGGUUCACAUCGGGGGCCUCGUCUGGUUUGGGUCCUCUGGCUCUGAGGUCUGUCGUACCUCCCCAGGCUGGAGAUGGGUCAGCCAGUCCCCCAGAAAUGCCCCGGGACUCUGGGAUCUAUGAUUUGUCAGUGCCCUCUUCUGAGCUGUCCAUCCCCCUCAUGGAGGGCCUGUCACCUGACCAGGCUGACUCCUCCUCCCUGGCCGACAGCGAAUCAUCUUCUUCCGGAAUGGGUGAUGAGGAGCCCCCUACUGUCAGCUCUCUGCACUACGCCGUGCCCACCAUCUGUAAAGCUGAGCUUCACCACCACCAUCUAGUGCAGUCUGAAGGACUGGGACUCUUUCCUGUUCCUCUCUUGUAGUGAACUUAACAACAUUACAUUACCUGGACAUGCAUGGCCUGUUCAUAAGUAAUCAUUGGAUCAAGCCCAGUGACCAAUCCCAUGGAUUCUAGCGAUGUCAUCUGCUUCAGAAUCUCUGUGGGCUGAUAAAACACGGAGGAAUGAUGUCACGUUUUAGAACGCCGAGGGUGAUGUCACUGUUUUGUGAACCUUCUAAGUAGCGGUUGUGUGACUGAAGGCAAUGCAUUAUUUAACAAUGGUUGUAUAUUGUUUUGCAGUGCUGUCCUGUAAUUGUUAGUGGUGUAAAGAUGUUGAAUUCAGAAUACACCAGAUCUGCCCUUUAAAACACCCCACCCCAUACCAGGUCACAGUUCAUCAAAUGGCCGACAUCAAUGUUUCUCAACCUUGGUCCUCUGGUGCAUCAAAGAGGUGACACAUUUUUUGUUCCAGAGCAGAAACACCUGCUUCAACUCCUCUACUGAUAAUCAAAUCCAUGAUUACUCGAAUCUGGUGUGUUAGUGCUGGGCUUGAACACAAAUGUGUGACUUCAACGAUGUAGUUUGUUAAAUACAGGGACAAUUAAAUUUUGAAUAAAAGAGCAUUUGUUUGUUACUUUAUUUUAAUUUAUUGUCAAUGAUGAAAUAACUUUUUAAAGUAUUGUACACCAACACAAGGUGCUGGAACUGAGUGUCAAAAGCACUUUUACUUGUUUAAAAAAAAAAUGUCAUUCUGGCACCAAUUUGGUUUACUGAUAGAAAAGGUUUUGACAACUGUUGUGUAAGAGAGCAGAUAGGUUGGGAGUACUCACAUUUUUAUCAUUUUUCAAACCAGCAGUUAUGAAAAUGUUAUCUCACAGUAAUGGACAGGGGUUUGAUUUUAGGGGCAUUCUAAUUUUAUAAACUAAAUGCCUUUAUUUGGAACUUGGAAAUAUACUGUUAUUCAACUCUUACAGAGCAAAAAAGUAAACCCAUCUUUGUGGGUCUACUUCAGUGUAUGUUCUAACAAUGUUUUAAUGUUUUCCAGUGCCAGUCAUUUUGACAACCACUUUGUUUUUGGAAAUAAUCCGUUUUAUUCCAGUUUUGUAUAGUUUUUAGAUCCUUUUUUUCUCCACAUUUUAUAUAUACACUUUGUACUGUUUUAUAGUACUCUAAUGUAGGAAAUAAGCAAAAAAUGAAAUUGUAAUUUGUUCAUUAUUGAAGCCUCGGACAACCAAGUCAAAGGAGACAAGAUUUAGAAGGAUGGCUCGGUGAGACACAACCCAUUUUCCUGCUCAAAGUGUGUAACUAAACAUGUCAUUGCAAGAACACAAUCUGAAAUAUCAUUUACACCCUUUACAUGGCAACAUAGAUGUAUAUUUGAUAUCUGCCCAUUUGAAGUGGCAACUGAUUUCACCAGUAGCACCGUGCCAAGUGCGCCGUAAGUCCAAGGUCAAGAUACAAACUGGUAGUUAAAAUACAAUGUAACCUAUUGCAUGUUUUAGUAACUGUCAAAUGUGGUGUAAUAAUUGGUUGGGAUAGAAAUAUUUUUUAUCCCCCACAUUUUCUUCCCACCAACCCCUACAUUUAAAUCACGUUAGUUUGCCUAUUAUAAACUUUAUGGCGUUAUGGCAGUCUGUCAGCACUGCUCAAGUUCAGUAGCAAUAUGGGAAGUUUAUUAUCCAUUAAUCUACAUUUAAAAAAAUAUUAUGUAGAUUACCAUCCCAUGGUGAAUAGACUCUACUAUUCAAAAGAGAAAAUUACUGUAGAGAGAGGAUUAGAAAUCACACCAAUGACUACAUUUCCUAUAGGCCUACUUGGUGCUGAGUAAUGUAGUGUGUUACACUCUACACAACUCGAUUCUGAUACGGGGGUCCGGAACAUAUUUACAGAUCAUUCGACUGCAAACCUUGCUUACAUUUGUAUACGAUCACGUCUCUAUUAUGUGUGGGAAUACUUGAACAGAUUUCCAAAUGUAAAAUCUCUUGAAGCAGAUGUCCAACAGUGAAAAAUCUGUAAAACAAGCAUGUUUUUAUUUAUUAUGUUUUGCUCAGAACUUGGGGGUCCAAAUAAAAUCACUGGCCACCAGUUGGGGAACCCUGCUGUACUGUAUCUCACUGUAAAAGACCCCUUG
This is a messenger RNA of Oncorhynchus kisutch (coho salmon), 4782 nucleotides long. RefSeq names its product interleukin-17 receptor D. The transcript has 15 exons. Bases 292 to 2694 code for a protein of 800 amino acids. Gene Ontology annotation, molecular function: interleukin-17 receptor activity. The record is from RefSeq and is a predicted model, not a curated record. Lineage: Eukaryota; Metazoa; Chordata; Actinopteri; Salmoniformes; Salmonidae.